This is a messenger RNA of Cinclus cinclus, 1563 nucleotides long. It is a transcript of the gene TNIP2, whose product is annotated as TNFAIP3 interacting protein 2. The coding region runs from base 1 to 1524 and encodes 507 amino acids. NCBI's taxonomy places the organism in Eukaryota, Metazoa, Chordata, Aves, Passeriformes, Cinclidae. The record is from RefSeq and is a predicted model, not a curated record. Gene Ontology annotation, molecular function: K63-linked polyubiquitin modification-dependent protein binding. Gene Ontology annotation, biological process: cellular response to lipopolysaccharide; regulation of transcription by RNA polymerase II. The transcript is spliced from 6 exons.
AUGCACCUGUCCGCGCUCCUGCUCACCCUGGAGAAGGAAGAGAAGGGAGCCGCCUCGGCCAUGUGCUCGGUAAGCGAGGCAGGCAGCACAGACCCCUUGGUGACCCGCUUCAGGCAGGUGGAGGAGACGCUGGAGAAGCUGCACCGGGAAAACAGGAGCUUGAAGAAUAAAGUGCCUCGGUACAACGCGCUCUGCACCUUGUACCACGAGUCCGCGCAGCAGCUGAAGCACCUCCAGCUGCAGCUGGCGGCCAAGGAGGCGACGAUCCGGGAGCUGCGGGGCAGCCUGGCCCGGCAGCGGCAGCCCCCGGCGGCGGGCGGGGAUGCGGCGGCGGGCGCGGAGCCGGCCCGCUCGCUGGUGGAGAGCCUGCUGGAGCAGCUGGGGCAGGCCCGCGAGCAGCUCAGGGACAGCGAGCGGCUCUCGGCGCGGAAAGUGGAGGCGCUGAGCCAGGAAGUGCAGAAGCUGAAUCAGCAGCUAGAGGAGAAAAACGGAGAGAUACAGCAGAUGAUAAAUCAGCCUUCAUAUGAAAAGGAGAGAGAAAUCUUGCGACUGCAGAAGACUUUGGCAGAGAAGGAAAAGGCUCAGGCCACCAGUGAUGUUUUGUGCCGUUCACUCACUGAUGAAACUCACCAACUUCAACGCAAAUUAGCAUCCACAGCAGAAAUGUGCCAACAUCUGGCAAAAUGUCUAGAAGAGAAGCAAAGAAAAGAGAAGGGGAGCGCAGAUGACCAGUUACCUACAGAAAGAUCUAAUCAGCUUUUAGACAAUGAAACUUCACUUCAAGCUCUUAUUUGCAACCUGCAAGAGGAAAACAGGAUGUUAAAACAAAAAGUAGCGCACGUGGAAGAUUUAAAUGCCAAGUGGCAGAAGUACGAUGCGAGUCGGGAUGAGUACGUGAAGCGACUCCACUUGCAGCUGAAGGAGAUGAGGUCACAGCUGGAGCAGCACCACGGCACAACUCCAGCACAAAGGAAUUCUGACCUGAUGCACAAGGAGAUAUUCCGGUUAAACAAACUACUGGAAGAAAAAAUGAAUGAGUGCAUAAAAGCCAAGAGAGAGCUAGAAGACAUGAAGAAGACCAGUGAAGGAGAUAAUGAGCGCAUACAAAUGCUGGAGCAACAGGUCCUGGUUUAUAAAGACGAUUUCACAUCUGAGAGAUCAGACAGAGAACGAGCACAGAGUAAAAUACAAGAACUUCAGGCAGAAAUUGCAUGUCUGCAACACCAGCUAGCAAGAAGACAGGACUCAAGAGACACAAGUAGUCAUUUCAGGGCUCACGCUGGUAACCAAAAUCAUUUGUACGUUCAGACAAAUGUCGAACAUCUACGAGGCAGCAGCCCAGGACAGACAGGCACAAGAAGAACAAACUCACAGUCUGAACAAGCUUCUCCUCCUGGGGACAAUGGACACUUGGGAUCUGAAGGCAGGGCACAGGGUGAACUCAGAUGCCCUCAUUGCAUGAGGUUUUUCAAUGAUGAACUCAGUGAUGAAUUCCUCAAGCAUGUUACUGAAUGUUGUCAGUGACCACAGGAUGUGAGGGGUGUAAGUCAAUCACUACUUUCA